Molecule: messenger RNA, 4118 nt
Organism: Spinacia oleracea (spinach)
Lineage: Eukaryota; Viridiplantae; Streptophyta; Magnoliopsida; Caryophyllales; Amaranthaceae
Product: LOB domain-containing protein 12
Exons: 2
Coding region: 3382-3891 (169 amino acids)
Source: RefSeq, a predicted model, not a curated record
GUUAAUGGUGGAGUAGAUGUGAUCAGAUAAUAGAAUGAACAAGUAUUAAUUAAGUGGGUAUACCUUUCGAAGUUAAGGGUGGAUGAGGAUAACUUUAUGGUUGAAACAAGUUAUGAAUGUACAUGGAUGAAAAUUAAACAAUUUUGUUUUUCUAGACUUAUUUGUUUUAUUUUGUAACAUACACAUCAAGACUAAUCAUCAAUACAUUACACAAUAACAUUUGGUUUUUGUAUAUUAGUAAGAAAUUUUGGUCAAAGUUAAUGUAGGGAUGGUGCAAAAGACUUAUAUUUGACUCCAAGUCCGUUUCGUAUUCUUGUCAACUUAACUAAGUUGUGUUUAAUUCCUAACAACUCUUAAGUUGAAUGUUUCUUAAAUUGCAAAUAGUUUGACUUUUGUAUUGUUUAUAAAUGACUAUCUAUGAUAAAUAUGGUCAUGUGGGAUAUAUAUUGAGCAAUAUCGGUUAAAUGCUAAAAUCCUAAAACUUAUAAAGCCUUGAAUUUCUAUUAUUAUUCACCUAAGAGUGCACUUAAUAUUUUACUCUUAUUUUGUGCCUUAAUUUUUUUUUCUUCUUAUUCUUAUCAAUAGUGUGGGGACAAUUAUACCCUUGGUCUCCUUUUUUUCUCUUUUGCCUUUUCUUCAUCCUUUUGUUGGCUUGGCAGCCCAAUAAUCCAUUCAAACGAACUUCUCUCAUCAUUCUUUCUAACCUAGUUUUCCUCAGCCCUCUCGUCUCUCCUAUAAAUGUUGCUUGUAGAAUGCUACAAUAUCAAUGCAUAAAUAUCGUAAACGUAUGUAUGAUUUCAUAUUAUUAAUUACAUGCAAAUCGAACUGUAGCAUUGCUUUCUAGUAUUUAACGUAAAUUUGUAAAUGUAAAUAAACUUGUAUACCUUGGGGGAUCGUGGGCGCUAGCGCACGAUCCAACAACUAGUAUGAUAAAAUUCCCGAGAUAUGCUCAUAUUUCAAUUAAUUUUCAAUCUACUGUCCACUUCAGCAAAGAAAAUUGGUCUAUUUUUUUUUUUUUUUGACAAGUCAAGGCUAUAUCGCCAAUUCAAUUAGCGGUGUAGUGCACUAAAUUGCUAAUUGAAUUGGUGAUGUAAGAGGACAUUGCUAAUUGAGUUGGCGAUGUACACCUUUUUACCUUUAUUUUAAUAGUGGAAGUGGACAACCAAAAUUGCCAACUCAAUUAGCAGUGAAAGUAGACAAAUAACAAAUUCAUCAAUUGAAUUUUCGAUGUUUUAUAGUAAAAUCGUCAAUCAAAAUGAUGUUGAUGUCAGGUAACUCGUCAGUUCAAUUGACAAUUUUACUAAACAAUAUCGCAAUUUGAAUUGGCGAUUUAGUGUUGAACCGGGAAAAAAAAUAUUAGUCUUUAUAUCAAUGCUUACGUUGAUUGAAAAUUUAUUGAAAGAGGAACGUAUUUCUAGAAUUUUGAUAUCUUUUAACAUUUUUGUUGGAAAUUUUCCCAAAGAAAAUCCUUUUUUUUAUGACUUUUUUUUUCUUUCUAUUUUUCUAUUUUUCAAUUGAUGUCAAUACCAAAAAGAUGUCAAAAUUUCAGAAAUACGCCCCUUUUUUUUUUGAUAAAUUCUCAAUCUAUCGUCUACAUCAACAUUGUUUUAAAGACUACUAUUUUUUUCACGGUAUAACACUAAAUCCCCAAUUGAGUUGACAAUGUUGUUUACCGCCUAUUGGCGAUUUACCUGACAUUAUCGCCAAUUGAUUUAGCGAUUUGUUUGUCCAAUUCCACCGAUUAAAACAAAGGUAAAAAGUUUUACAUCGUCAACUAAAUUAGCGAUGUAGUCCUCUUACGUUGCUAAUUCAAUUGGCGAUGUAAGAGGACGACAUCACUAAUUGAGUUGGCGAUGUAGUCCUGACUCGUUGAAGAAAAUUAAUCGGUUUUCUUUGUUGAUGUGGAUGUAGAUUGAUAAUUACUUGAAAUAGAGGUGUAAUUCAGAAAUUUUGAUAUUUUUUAGUAAUUUUGCCGUAUAUAGCUCAUAUAUACUUCAAAAUAUCAACUUUUAUAAUUUUAACUUACGAUUAAUAAUACAAGUAUUUAAAAACACACGCAUUGAUAUGCAUGAAAGUCAACCCGUUGCAACAAAAAAUAUACUUGUUCAUUUCUUAGUUUCUUCCCUACACGAAAAGAAGUGGAUGACAAAUACUUCGUUAUACAUGAAGCUUUUGUUAGUUGUGAUGAAUCCAAAUAGUCAUGCUUUUGAAGUAGACACAUAAAAUCUAGAGAUUCUUCAGUUUUGUAUUUGUAUAUGUUUAAUAAAUAACUACCUCGUUUAGAAUAAACUAUGGAAUCAUAUCCCGAAGGACCCAAACACCCACAAAUUUUGACAAUGGUUAGGUUCGAUAAUACUGGUCUGAUGGCAAAGAUCUUUGAUAGAGCAUACAUUGUGAUACGUGAUAGAUGUUUGACGUGUGUUAUCUUUGAAGAUGUGAAUGUCUGCCAACAAACAUUCACGUCGAGCCCAUUUCUCACUCUUAAAUCAGACUAGCUUAGGUUUUUUCAUAUAUUAUCCCACCUGCUUAAUUAUGUAUUUUAACAUUUGUUUAACCCAAUUGUUCUGUUUUAAUUACCCCUCUUUGGUAUGUUUUUAGUUGUACUUUUUAUUUCACACUCACGUGUAGGAGUAGCCAAGGAGGGGAGAAUAUAACUAGAUUAGUCAAAUGGGAACGUGGAAUUGAAACAAUUGCAUGGAUGCCAACCUAUCACGCGCCGGGGCGGUGGUCUUCUCUUAUAUUCGAAUUGACCUUUAUACCCUUGGUAGUUGCUAGCUACCUUUGCUUAGAGAUAAUAAAAGUGUCUAAUUAAAUCACUAAAUUAUGUGACUAUUUUUAGAACUGUUUUCGUUUUACAAAAACCGCUCCACAUUUUAGAGGUUGUAAGAGGGUUGUUCCACCAUGUUUAUUUUUUAUUAGGAAAGAAAACUAGGUAGUGUUUACACUAAUCUAAAGAAGGUGCUCCAGUAUGUGGUCGAAUUAGUUUACAUGAUAAAAGUAUUCAUUGCCUAACGGCUAAACCUGACCAGUAUCCUCCUAUUGAGCUGAGGCCUGAGGGAGUGAGGGUAGGUGUGCUGUUUAAUCAAGCUCUCAUUUCCAUUUGUACAUAUUCCUUGAUAUUCUAAUAUGUCUUAAAUAAACUCUCUAUCCCUAGUUUGAACCUUAUUUUUAUGUGUGGGAUCCAUUCAACUCUAAGAUUAUUAUUAUAUAAGUACCUCCUCAAAGUAGUAUAAAUAUAUGUGACCUUGGCCCAUUUUGCUUCUAAAAUCAUAUCCCUGUCUUAUUUAUUCCAUCAACUCAUCAUCAAACUAUCAGAGGUGAAGCUUCUAGCCUGGUAUAAGUUUGUAGUCUUUGUUUAGUUAUAGAGAAGAAAAAGCUAGCAUGGGAGGAAGUGGAAGUUCACCUUGUGCAUCAUGCAAGUUGUUGAGACGGCGUUGCGCUAAGGACUGCAUCUUUGCUCCUUACUUCCCUCCUGAAGACCCUCAAAGGUUUGCCCUUGUUCAUAAGGUCUUUGGUGCAAGCAAUGUCAGCAAAAUGUUGCAGGAAAUUCCAGUUGAGCAGAGAGCAGAUGCAGUGAGCAGUUUGGUAUACGAAGCAAAUGCGAGGAUAAGGGACCCUGUUUAUGGGUGUGUAGGUGCAAUUUCAUUCCUGCAAAACCAAGUCUCACAGCUACAAAUGCAGCUGGCAGUGGCUCAAGCAGAAAUACUAAGCAUUCAAAUGCAGCAAGACCCGAUGACCACCGCGUUACUUCAAAACCAGAUAGACUUUGCAGAUGAAAAAUCUCUUCUUUUAGCAACUAGUAACAACUUCAGUAAUCUCCAGCAUUACCUUAAUGAUUUUACUGCCAAUGUAAUUCAGGACCCUCUUAAAAGAGAGUCUCUCUGGACAUAAAUUUACCCUUUUUUUCUUUUCUUGCAAUCAAAUUAGAUUACUUGUUAAAAGUUGAGCUCUUUCUUUUUUCUUUGUCCUUCUUUUUUUUUGUGUGUGUGUCAUCCUUUGACUUUUUCUGUUACAUCUUCCUAAACGUGCUUCCAACGUAUAAUCAAAGGAUUCGAUACAUAUAAAAUAAUUGUAAGAUAAAAAUAAUGUAAUUAUAAAAGAUGCAGGCGUUGAAGUUG